This is a messenger RNA of Paramecium pentaurelia, 450 nucleotides long. The record is from the annotation of a GenBank genome assembly. NCBI's taxonomy places the organism in Eukaryota, Ciliophora, Oligohymenophorea, Peniculida, Parameciidae.
AUGAACAAAUCAAAUUUAUAUGAAAUUAAUUGCAUAGAGUGUUAACAAUCAUACACUUAAGAUUAAGCAAUUCUUUUAAAAUGCGGCCAUACAAUGCAUCCAUUUUGUUUGGAAAACAAGUAUUGUCCAAUAUGUUAAAAUAUCUCAGCUUAAUCAAGUAUAUCUAAGAAUAUAAUUAAUAGUGCUUGAAAGUAUAGGAAUAGAAGAAUUAAAGAAAUCUAUCUUAAAAUCUAAAGUGGAUAAUUAAUAAUUGUAAUUAUUGAAAAAUGUUGAUGAUAUAGAUUUGGAAGAUAAUUUUAUAUAAUCAACUACUUAAGAUGAUAAAGAAAUAAUAGAAUUAAGAUUAUUAAAUAAAAUGGAUAUAUAUGAUUAAUUAACUGAUUCUGCAUUGCAAUAGGUAUUCAAUUGUAAUAAUUGUAGUACAAUUCUUUUUUAGAUUAAUAUUUUUGA